Peniophora sp. CBMAI 1063 is the source of this 1119-nucleotide messenger RNA. Lineage: Eukaryota; Fungi; Basidiomycota; Agaricomycetes; Russulales; Peniophoraceae. The record is from the annotation of a GenBank genome assembly.
AUGACAUCCAAAUCCGAAAAGGUGGCAAUAUAUACGCCAGCGCCGCCGCCGCCGCUGCCAGCAGGAGUGGAGCGUCCCGCGGAGGACCUAUCUCCAAAACAAGAGACUAUGCUCAAUGCUCUACUUGAACACUUUGGCAGUGAAGACUACAAGGUCCCCGGAGAGAAAGGCUCAGAGCUCACUGAGAUUGAGAAAUUCUGGCUGACACGAGAAUGCCUGCAAAGAUUUCUACGUGCCAUCAAAUGGAGCUCUGCCAAGGAUGCCAUCGACCGAGUUGAGGGUACACUGAAAUGGAGGCGCGAGUUUGGUGUAUGGGACCUAUCGGCCGACGAGCUCAAGAUCGAGUCUGUCACGGGCAAGGAGAUCAUCUACGGUUAUGACGCAGACCGCCGCCCAGCUCUCUACCUCAUUCCCAGCCGCCAGAACACGGAGGAGUCUCAUAGACAGAUCGAAUUCGUAGUCUGGAUGCUCGAGCGCACGCUCGACCUUGCAGGGCCAGGCGUGGAGACUCUUUCGCUCAUGAUCAAUUUUGCCGACCGGGCAAAGAACCCUUCAUUCGGUACAGCGAAGACUGUCUUGAACAUCCUGCAGACGCACUACCCCGAACGUCUCGGUCGUGCGAUGAUUCUCAACGUUCCUUGGCUCUUGAAUGCCUUCUUCAAACUCAUCACACCGCUCAUCGACCCACGCACACGCGAAAAGAUGAAGUUCAACCCGAAGCCUGUAGAAGAAGGGCUAUUUACGGCCGAUCAGCUCUUCGCUGACGGAGGGUGGAAAGGCGGAGUCGACUUCCAGUGGGAUCACGACAAGUAUUGGUCGGCACUCUUGCAAAUGUGUGCGGAGCUCCGCGAGGUGCAACUUAAGCGUUGGCGUGAGCUCGGUGGACGAGUCGGGCUGUCGGAGUGGGAUAUCAAGCAGGCAUCGCCGCCUAUUGCGCCCGCCAAAACGACCGUCGAGGUGCCGGCGUCCGUGACCGCUGAUGCUGUUAUACCCACCCCCACGCCAACUGGGGAUGUCGACGUUACAAUGAACCCGACUGUGGCCGAGACCAUCGCGGAGGAGGCAACCAUUCCACAGUCUGUCGCUCCUGCUAUUCCCGAGGCAGCCGGGUCUGCAUAA